AUGGCAACUCUUGCUUCUGCAACUCUCUCUUUCCUUCUCCUCUGGACGCUGCCAGGGCAGGUCCUCCUCAGGGUAGCCUUGGCAAAAGACGAAGUCAAAUCUGGGACCAAGGGGGGUACCCAGCCCAUGUCCCCCUCUGAUUUCCUGGACAAGCUUAUGGGGCGAACAUCUGGAUAUGAUGCCAGGAUUCGGCCCAAUUUUAAAGGCCCACCUGUGAACGUGACCUGCAACAUCUUCAUCAACAGUUUCGGCUCCGUUACCGAGACCACCAUGGACUACCGGGUGAAUGUCUUCUUGCGGCAGCAGUGGAAUGACCCACGCCUGGCCUAUCAAGAGUAUCCUGACGACUCGCUGGACCUCGAUCCCUCCAUGCUGGACUCCAUCUGGAAGCCAGACCUGUUCUUUGCCAAUGAGAAAGGGGCCAACUUCCAUGAGGUGACCACGGACAACAAAUUACUGCGCAUCUUCAAGAAUGGCAAUGUGCUCUACAGCAUCAGGCUGACUCUCAUUUUGUCCUGCCCGAUGGACCUCAAGAACUUCCCCAUGGACAUCCAGACCUGCGCCAUGCAGCUGGAGAGCUUUGGCUACACCAUGAAUGACCUCGUGUUUGAGUGGCUGGAAGACGCUCCUGCUGUUCAAGUGGCUGAGGGGCUGACUCUGCCCCAGUUUAUCUUGCGAGACGAGAAGGAUCUAGGCUAUUGUACCAAGCACUACAACACAGGGAAGUUCACCUGCAUUGAGGUGAAGUUUCAUCUGGAGCGGCAGAUGGGCUACUAUCUGAUUCAGAUGUACAUCCCCAGCCUACUCAUCGUCAUCCUGUCCUGGGUAUCCUUCUGGAUCAACAUGGAUGCUGCCCCUGCCCGUGUGGGUCUGGGCAUCACCACCGUGCUUACCAUGACGACCCAGAGCUCUGGCUCCCGGGCCUCUUUGCCCAAGGUGUCCUACGUGAAGGCAAUCGACAUCUGGAUGGCUGUGUGCCUGCUCUUUGUGUUCGCUGCCCUGCUGGAGUACGCUGCUGUCAAUUUUGUCUCUCGUCAGCAUAAGGAAUUCAUGAGACUCCGAAGAAGGCAGAAGCGCCAACGCAUGGAGGAAGAUAUCAUCCGAGAAAGUCGCUUCUAUUUUCGUGGCUAUGGCCUUGGCCAUUGCCUUCAGGCAAGGGAUGGAGGCCCAAUGGAAGGUUCUGGCAUUUAUAGCCCCCAGCCUCCAGCACCUCUUCUAAGGGAGGAAGAAACCAUGCGGAAACUCUACGUGGACCGAGCCAAAAGGAUUGACACCAUCUCCCGGGCUGUCUUCCCUUUCACUUUCCUCAUUUUCAACGUCUUCUACUGGGUUGUCUAUAAAGUGCUACGGUCAGAAGAUAUCCACCAGGCACUGUGAAUGCCUGGGGGCUAUAGAGUCUAGCUGCUGGCUUUCUGCUUCCUUCUAGGUGGGCUUUCCCCUUCCAUUAGAGUCCAUCAGGGACUUGGACAGUUCUUCCUGAUCUCCCACACAGAAUUUCAACUACCAAACCAUGUGGGCCUACACUACAUGGUGCCAACAGUGGCUGUACUUAUAAAGAUGGUUUAUCUACCCUAAUCCAGAUUUCCCCCAUGC
Loxodonta africana (African savanna elephant) is the source of this 1593-nucleotide messenger RNA. Its product is annotated as glycine receptor subunit alpha-4. Gene Ontology annotation, molecular function: glycine binding; excitatory extracellular ligand-gated monoatomic ion channel activity; transmitter-gated monoatomic ion channel activity involved in regulation of postsynaptic membrane potential. The transcript is spliced from 9 exons. The record is from RefSeq and is a predicted model, not a curated record. Gene Ontology annotation, biological process: regulation of membrane potential; chemical synaptic transmission; signal transduction. The coding region runs from base 1 to 1377 and encodes 458 amino acids. Lineage: Eukaryota; Metazoa; Chordata; Mammalia; Proboscidea; Elephantidae. Gene Ontology annotation, cellular component: plasma membrane; neuron projection; synapse.